UGAAAAUUCGAAUUCAGUGAGUGAAAGUUUUAACUGCAUUGUGAAAGUUGGUUGAAAAAAGAGUUCGAAAUUCUACCGAUUAGUGCAUGUGAAAAGUUGGAACUUUCUGCGACGGCCAUUUUUCUUUAUCCCAGACAGCGAAUGAGCAUAAAAUUGAAAGCGUGGCCGGACAUUGAAAAAACGGGAUUUAGCUAGAAAUAAGAUUUUUCAGGAUUAUAGUUUCAGUUGGUGAUAGUCGUUUUCAAAGUCUAUAUUUGUGUCCCCGUAGAUUUGCCGUUUACCGUGCGAGUAAAACGAGUCGGUGAUUUGACCGGAAGUACGCGUGUAUAGGAAACCAAGAAUAUCCAAAAUGCCAGGUUCCGGAACCUUUAAAUUAUUCAUUGGGAAUGUCGACGAAAAAACGGUGCCGACCGAUUUGCGGCCAUUGUUCGAAAAGUACGGAACCGUAGUCGAGUGCGAUGUAGUCAAGAAUUAUGGUUUCGUGCAUAUGGAGAACGAAGAACAGGGACGAGAUGCAAUUCAGAACCUGGACGGGUACGUGGUCAACGGUAAAGCGAUCAAGGUCGAAGCUGCCCGUAAUCGUCGCGCGCCGAAUACGAACACCACCAAGAUCUUCGUGGGUAAUCUGACUGACGUUACACGCGCUCCGCAAGUCCGCGAACUGUUUCAGAAAUACGGUACCGUCGUCGAGUGCGAUAUCGUCCGAAACUACGGGUUUGUCCAUCUGGAUCCGACCGGAGACGUGAACGAAGCGAUCCGUGAACUGAACGGGAUGAUCGUUGACGGUCAGCCGAUGAAGGUGCAAGUGUCGACCAGCCGGGUCCGUCCGAAGCCUGGCAUGGGCGAUCCAGAGCAGUGCUACCGUUGUGGUCGCUCCGGCCACUGGUCCAAGGAAUGUCCGCGUCUGAUCUGGUCCGAAUCCAGGUUCCGCGAUCGGCCAAUGUACGCCAGAGAUCCGUAUCCACCGCCGCCGCCGCCACCGUUCCUUCGCGAUCGCAUUAUGGAUGGAUUUAGGGAUACAUUCGACUACUAUGACCGCUACGAAGAUCCACGCGAUUUGUUCGAGCGCCGUUACGGCAUUCGAGGUCGCGACUUUCCCCCCUUGAGGGCCCGUGAGCCGAUGCCGCCAAUUCCACCGUUGAUGCGUCGUAGCGGAGUAGAGAGCAGCCGCAGCAGCAGUGUUUAUGAUCCCAUUUUCAGUCGCCGCUCGCCACCACCAUCCAGUCGCAACGGAAGCAGUAUAAGCCGGUUCGGUGUAUACGAAGACUUUAGCCGCGAUUCGUUCGACGAUCGCCGACAGGGAUUGCGGGGACCAUCGCCAACCCAUCGGUACGCUCCGUACUGAGACGAGCACCUGCAUCCCGGCAGUGACGGCGGCAAUGGGCGUCGUUUCAGGGCCACCGGAUACUAUUAUGAAAUUCAAUGAGACAAGCUAGGAAGAGCAGAGUUAAACAAUGCUAGUGGGAUGGGAUUAUUCACGGUAUGGCAAAACGAUGCAAUGCUACAUUAUCAUAUGUGUAGCUUCUAUAACUCCGAAUUGUAAGCACUAGGUUUCUGUUGAAAUGUUUUUAGAAACCGUACCAUCAUCCAUUGUGUGUCAUUUACAGGCUUUCAUGAUCCUUAUUUUAAUUGUAAUCCGAUCGGUAAUAUUUGUUCAUUAUGUUGAUUCCAGCAGCAGUUAUUCUGAAACAGGUUUUUAAGACUAAUUUUAACCUAGUUUGUAUAAAUUUGACUCCACCUAACCAGUUACAAAGAAUAUUUUCAAAAACAUCAAUAAAACGACAGGUUUAAGGACGAAAAUGGGAAACGAGCAAAUGACACUCAAUAAAAAUCAAUGAAAUCUAUAUAUAUUUAUCAACUGAUAAAAAUUGAAAUGAAUAA
Molecule: messenger RNA, 1881 nt
Organism: Uranotaenia lowii
Lineage: Eukaryota; Metazoa; Arthropoda; Insecta; Diptera; Culicidae
Gene: lark
Product: RNA-binding protein lark
Exons: 2
Coding region: 350-1345 (331 amino acids)
Cellular component (GO): cytosol
Molecular function (GO): mRNA binding; zinc ion binding
Source: RefSeq, a predicted model, not a curated record